Messenger RNA from Penicillium argentinense, 1551 nucleotides. RefSeq names its product cytochrome P450. The coding region runs from base 1 to 1551 and encodes 516 amino acids. The record is from RefSeq and is a predicted model, not a curated record. Gene Ontology annotation, molecular function: oxidoreductase activity, acting on paired donors, with incorporation or reduction of molecular oxygen; iron ion binding; heme binding. Lineage: Eukaryota; Fungi; Ascomycota; Eurotiomycetes; Eurotiales; Aspergillaceae. The transcript is spliced from 4 exons.
AUGACUGUGCAAACUCUCGCCAUCGCCGUUGUCACGGCCAUAUACUUCAUCAUCAAGUAUCUGAACCGCACCGAUGUCCCCAAAAUCAAGGGCCUGCCGGAGAUCCCCGGAGUGCCCCUCUUUGGCAACCUGCUGCAGCUGGGAGACCAGCACGCAACCGUCACUGGCAAGUGGGCAAAGAAAUUUGGCCCAGUCUUCCAGGUGCGCAUGGGCAAUAAGCGCAUUGUGUUCGCCAACAGCUUCGAUUCCGUCCGCCAGCUCUGGAUCAAAGACCAGUCGGCGCUCAUCUCGCGCCCAACCUUCCACACUUUCCACAGCGUAGUGUCCAGCUCCCAGGGUUUCACCAUUGGCACCUCCCCCUGGGAUGAAUCGUGCAAGCGCCGCCGCAAGGCAGCCGCCACCGCGCUGAACCGACCCGCCGUGCAGUCAUAUAUGCCCAUCAUUGACCUCGAGGCGAACUCCAGCAUCAAGGAGCUCUACCGGGACAGCAAGAAUGGAACGGUCGAUGUCAAUCCUACCGCCUAUUUCCAACGCUUUGCCCUCAACACCAGCCUGACGCUGAACUAUGGGUUCCGCAUUGAAGGCAACGUGGAUGACAAGCUUCUGAAGGAGAUCGUCGAUGUCGAGCGAGGCGUGUCCAACUUCCGCAGUACCUCCAACAACUGGCAGGACUACAUCCCACUUUUGCGCAUCUUCCCCAAGAUGAACAACGAGGCGGAAGAGUUCCGUGCCCGACGUGAUACCUACCUGACCUUCCUGCUGAACAUGCUGAAGGAUCGCAUCGAGAAGGGCACGGACAAGCCGUGCAUCACGGGUAACAUUCUCAAGGACCCGGAAGCAAAGCUGAAUGACGCCGAGGUGAAAUCGAUCUGUCUGACCAUGGUCUCCGCUGGAUUGGAUACCGUUCCGGGCAACCUCAUCAUGGGUAUUGCGUAUCUGGCCUCCGAGGAUGGCCAACGCAUUCAAAAGAAGGCUUAUGAGGAAAUUAUGAAGGUCUAUCCUGACGGCGAUGCUUGGGAGAAAUGCCUGGUAGAGGAAAAAGUGCCUUAUGUCACCGCUCUAGUGAAGGAGACUCUGCGAUUCUGGACCGUCAUUCCCAUCUGCUUGCCUCGCGAGAGCACCAAAGAUAUCGUCUGGAAUGGAACGACUAUCCCUGCUGGUACGACCUUCUUCAUGAAUGCGUGGGCGGCCGACUACGAUGAGGAUCACUUCGAGCAGGCCGACAAGUUUAUUCCUGAGCGCUAUCUCAAUCUGGGCGAAGCCUCUGGAACUCCCCACUACGGUUAUGGCGCGGGAUCCCGCAUGUGUGCUGGCUCGCACCUGGCCAACCGCGAGCUGUUUACGGCGUUCGUGCGCCUGAUCACGGCCUUCCAGAUGCACCCGGCCAAGCAGGCCAGCGAUCGCCCAGUGCUCGAUGCCAUCAACUGUAAUGCCAUCCCCACAGCGCUCACCACCGAGCCCAAGCCGUUCAAGGUCGGCUUCACGGCGCGCGACCCGAAGAAGCUGGAGCAGUGGAUUGCCGAGAGUGACGAGCGGACCAAGGAUCUGUGA